This is a messenger RNA of Aspergillus calidoustus, 1306 nucleotides long. The record is from the annotation of a GenBank genome assembly. NCBI's taxonomy places the organism in Eukaryota, Fungi, Ascomycota, Eurotiomycetes, Eurotiales, Aspergillaceae.
GUCAGCUUCGACUCCCUUUCAUUCAUAAACCCACUACAAUCGUUUUCCCUCCCAGAUCAUUUCACUCAUUAGACCACUUAGACCCCUCCGUCAAGAUGCCACUCCCGAAAUCAGACUACCUGAGCGACACCUGGAAGGACGGCCUGUUCACAAACAAGGUCGUCUUCUGCACCGGCGGAGCCGGCACCAUCUGCAGCGCGCAGGUCCGCGCCCUCGUUCAUCUCGGCGCCAACGCGUGUAUCGUCGGACGGAACGUCGAGAAAACCGAGAAAGUCGCCCAGGAUAUCGCCACCGCUCGACCGGGGGCAAAGGUGAUAGGAAUCGGCGCUGUCGACGUGCGGUCCAUUGACAGUCUCAAUAAUGCGGUGGAGCGGUGUGUCAAGGAACUCGGAGCGAUUGACUUCGUCAUUGCUGGUGCGGCGGGAAACUUCCUGGCCUCGAUCAACCAGAUCUCUGUGAAUGCUUUCCGGUCGGUUAUGGAAAUUGAUGUUUUGGGCUCGUACAAUACGCUCAAGGCCACUCUUCCGCAUCUGAUAGAAUCAGCGAAGAAGCACAGGGUGGACUCGAAGACAUUGAAACCAUCUCCAGCGGGAACUGGAGGCCGAAUCAUCUUUGUUAGCGCAACACUACACUAUACCGGCACACCAUUCCAGGGUCACGUCGCAGUCGCCAAAGCGGGUAUCGAUGCCUUGUCAAAUACAGUCGCGCUUGAAUUCGGACCCUUGGGAGUUACCUCGAACGUCAUUGCUCCUGGUCCUAUUGCCUCGACAGAGGGUCUGGACCGCCUCCUCCCCUCCGACAAAAUGGCCAAAGUCGUCAAGUCGCAGCCUCUCGGUCGCUUUGGCUCUGUCCGAGACAUUGCAGAUGCGACCGUGUACCUCUUUGCAGACACCGGUAGCUACGUAAGCGGACAAAUCCUUGUUGUGGACGGUGCCAGUUGGCGCAUCUCAUCUGGCGUGGGGUCGGCGGAUUAUCCCGAUUUCCUUCUUUCAGGCGACACGUUUCAGAACGUCAAGGGGAAGAAAAAGGCGAAGCUUUGAGCGUUUAUAUAGGAUAGACUUAUGCUGUUAGGUACUCUAUCAAUCAUGGAUAUAUGCAUUCAUCUUGUGUUGUGUUGAUCCUGGUCGAACAACUGACUCGCAGUUCAGCGUUCUUGUUAAUUCGACAGUCCUCAAAAAAGCCAGCGGCCCUUAUCGUUGAAACUUUCGGUGAACAAGGAAGUUGAUCCGCAAGGUACCUCUCAGACUGUCGAAUCUGCGAUUUGUCUUGUUAUGGUUUGAGCCAUCGCCGACGCAGUGCGUUGUUC